Epinephelus fuscoguttatus (brown-marbled grouper) is the source of this 1809-nucleotide messenger RNA. RefSeq names its product G protein-activated inward rectifier potassium channel 3-like. Gene Ontology annotation, molecular function: inward rectifier potassium channel activity. The coding region runs from base 100 to 1695 and encodes 531 amino acids. Gene Ontology annotation, biological process: potassium ion import across plasma membrane; regulation of monoatomic ion transmembrane transport. The record is from RefSeq and is a predicted model, not a curated record. The transcript has 4 exons. NCBI's taxonomy places the organism in Eukaryota, Metazoa, Chordata, Actinopteri, Perciformes, Serranidae. Gene Ontology annotation, cellular component: plasma membrane.
CAAGGAGGUUAACGUCUGGCAGCAGCUAUAUUCAUCUGAAGAUAUGCUUCACAGAGAAGCAGAACCUGAUGAGAAAUCAACAUCUGGAGGACCUCAACAAUGAUCUCCACUGUGACGCUACAGAACGUUCAGUGCAACAGUCACAUCAGGAGCCCCGUCAGGACCGAGCCUCGCAGGAACUCCAUUCCCCCAACGCAAGCUCGAACUGCUAAACACCUGCUGGCGUACCUGCCUCGACCGCAGUCUGAGUCAGUCCGCUACACUCCUUAUACUUACAAGGUUACAGCUAAAUCUACUGUUGCUGCCAUGAUGAACACAAAAAGAGGCUCUCUCAUCCACAACUUGAGCUACGCUAAGUGCUCAUCACUCCCACCAUCCCAGGAGGCCUCUCCCUCCCAGAGUCCCUGCAGCCCGUCCUCUCAUGCUCUGACACUGGCUCAACAAGAGCCCCACCAGCCGCACACUAUCCAAGCAGCGACUCUGGAACCAGCAGAAGACACUCAAAAACCUCAGCGUUUGCAUCGCAGCAGACAUCUCAAGCGUUUCAGCUCCAGGUGGCAAUCGAGAAGCUCCACCAGCAGCAGCAACCUCCCCAUCUCUGCGAUUGAGAAGCUACAUGGUGCAAAGAGUCACAAGAAGCGCUGUAAGCUGCUGGGGGACGAGCACACACUGCACGUCUCUGCCAGCAAUCAGCGCCAGCGUUACGUCACCAAGGACGGCAAGUGCAGGGUCAAUCUGGGACAUAUUGCAGACAAGAGUCGCUUUCUCUCAGAUAUUUUCACCACAUUGGUGGACCUCAAGUAUCGCUGGUUCCUUCUCGUCUUCACUAUGUGCUACAUUCUCACCUGGGUGGCCUUCGGUGGGAUCUACCUCUUCGGUGCCUGGUUGCGUGACGACAUUUCACACGUUCAUGACCCACUGUGGGAGGCAUGUUUCCAAAAUGUAGACAGUUUCCUUUCAGCACUGUUGCUGUCGUUGGAGAGCCAGAGGACUAUUGGGUAUGGCUCCAGGAUGGUGACAGCUAACUGCCCCGAGGGUACGGUGCUCCUGAUGGUCCAAUCCAUCCUUGGCUCCAUUAUCGAUGCUCUGAUGGUAGGCUGCAUGUUUGUUAAAAUCUCCCGACCACAGCAGAGAGCCCAGACGCUGAUCUUCAGCAAGCACUGCGUCAUAUGUGAGCGUGACGAGAAGCUGUGCAUGCUCUUCCGCAUCGGUGACCUAAGAGCGAGCCACAUGGUGGAUGCCAAGAUCCGGGCCAAGCUGAUCAAAUCCAGGCAGACAAAGGAAGGCGAGUUCAUCCCGCUGGAGCAGUCGGAGAUCAAUCUGGGCUACGACACCGGGGCAGACAGGCUGCUCCUGGUGGAGCCCCAGACCAUCACCCACGUUAUCAAUGAAAGCAGCCCUUUCUGGGAGGUGGGGUCCGAGCGUUUGAAGAGGGAGACCUUUGAGAUCAUUGUCAUCCUGGAGGGCAUCGUGGAAGCUUCAGGUAUGACAUGCCAGGCCAGAACCUCCUACACAGAGGACGAGGUGCUCUGGGGCCACCGAUUUGAGUCGUGCAUUUCCCUGGAGAAAGGGGCGUUUCGUGUGGACUACAGCGCUUUUGACAAAACCUUUGAAGUCCAAAUGUCCCUACUCAGCGCGAAAGACAGGAGCAUAGCAGAGGAACAAGAGGUUGUGUUUUACAAAAAUGGUUGCUGAAUGAGCAGUUCUUGUUUCUGCACAUUACCAUCACAGAUAAUCAGAGACUUCAAGUGAUAUUCCCUGAUAGAUUCUAACAACCUCACUUCAUGAAUAUUAAUCUCAGGGCAGCCA